AUGUACGCGAAGGAGUUGGAAUCGUCGAACGGCAAGGUCAUCAGCGACAAGGUUACGGUGGACAAGUCGGUGGUGGCUAACCUCGCGGAGACGCUCGUACAUCGACCGACGAUCAAGGCUGAAGAACCGGUAGCUGAAGAUGACCGACAGUGGAACAAGGCUGUCGGCCACGACACCAGCCACGAUCCACGUUCAAGAUGCGCUAAUUCUGAACGGACGGCCAACGACCACCUCUCUCCGAUGGAGCGAUCAAGAUGUAGCUAUAGACGAUCAAGGGAGCCCAGUCGCGAUCAACGACCAAGAUGGCGGUCGGCGAUCAACCUGACGAUGAACGACUAA
Phytophthora nicotianae INRA-310 is the source of this 339-nucleotide messenger RNA. RefSeq lists its product as hypothetical. The coding region runs from base 1 to 339 and encodes 112 amino acids. The record is from RefSeq and is a predicted model, not a curated record. The transcript has 2 exons. NCBI's taxonomy places the organism in Eukaryota, Oomycota, Peronosporomycetes, Peronosporales, Peronosporaceae.